Molecule: messenger RNA, 2304 nt
Organism: Myotis davidii
Lineage: Eukaryota; Metazoa; Chordata; Mammalia; Chiroptera; Vespertilionidae
Gene: TMEM184C
Product: transmembrane protein 184C
Exons: 10
Coding region: 499-1833 (444 amino acids)
Biological process (GO): transport
Molecular function (GO): transporter activity
Source: RefSeq, a predicted model, not a curated record
UGGGGCUGAAGCCAUGGUUUGGCCCAGGGUUCCGCUUGGGCAGGGUGGCCCCUUUGCGCAGGUGCGGCAAUCGUGGGGCUGGAGAGUUUGAUUCCGCCCUUCUGUUUAUCGGAAGAAAAGGGCGCAGAGAGCCCUGCGAGCCCAGGAGGUAGGAAGCUUGGCCGCCCGAAGGGAAAGCGAGUGGGUCGGCAGCUACGAGGCAGAAGCAAGCUGUGUGCAGGACCCUUAGAAGCCGGUCCGGUUCGGCGCAGCCCUCCAGGCCAUGGUGCUGGCGGAGCUCUGGGCGAUCCCCAGGUGAGGGCUGCGUCUCCGCCCGGGGUUCCCGCCGCGGAGGCACUGGGUAGAUGCGGAGCGGGGAGGAAAGAAUGCAGCCCGGCCAGCUCCCCGGGAGCACCCAGAGCGGCCGCCGUUGCCGCAGCUGCAGCAGAAAGCACAGCGCAGGCCGAGGAGGCGGCUCCAGCUGCUGGUAAAGGCGCCCAACAGCAGUUUCUCUGUAGUAUGCGAGUUGAGAAAACAGCCAAAGAACAGGGCUCCCCAUCAAAACCUCCUUCGAGCCCUUUUUCCUUGCUACUCGGAGCUGAUUUAUGCGGAGACAUGCCUUGCACUUGUACCUGGACGAACUGGAGACAAUGGAUUCGACCCUUAGUGGCGGUCAUCUACCUGGUGAUCAUAAUGGUCGCGGUUCCCCUUUGCGUGUGGGAAUUGCAGAAACUGCAGGUUGGAAUACACACCAAGGCUUGGUUUAUUGCUGGAAUAUUUUUGUUGUUGACUAUACCUAUAUCACUAUGGGGGAUAUUGCAACAUUUAGUGCAUUAUACACAACCUGAACUACAGAAACCAAUAAUAAGGAUUCUUUGGAUGGUACCCAUAUACAGUUUAGAUAGUUGGGUAGCUUUGAAAUAUCCCAGCAUUGCAAUAUAUGUGGAUACCUGCAGAGAAUGUUACGAAGCUUACGUCAUUUACAACUUUAUGGGAUUCCUUACCAAUUAUUUAACUAACCGAUAUCCAAAUCUGGUAUUAAUCCUUGAAGCCAAAGAUCAACAGAAACAUUUCCCUCCUUUAUGUUGCUGUCCACCAUGGACUAUGGGAGAAGUAUUGCUGUUUAGGUGCAAACUGGGUGUAUUGCAGUAUACAGUUGUCAGACCAUUCACCACCAUCAUUGCUUUAAUCUGUGAGCUGCUUGGUGUAUAUGAUGAAGGCAACUUUAGUUUUUCAAAUGCUUGGACUUACUUGGUUAUAAUAAACAAUAUGUCACAAUUGUUUGCCAUGUACUGUCUGCUGCUAUUUUAUAAAGUACUGAAGGAAGAACUGAGUCCACUCCAGCCUGUUGGCAAGUUCCUUUGUGUAAAGCUGGUGGUUUUUGUUUCUUUUUGGCAAGCUGUAGUUAUUGCUUUUUUUGACUUUAUUAUUUGUAUUGAGAUGUUCCUGGCUGCUAUUGCUCAUCACUACACUUUCUCAUAUAAACCAUAUGUCCAAGAAGCAGAAGAGGGCUCAUGCUUUGAUUCCUUUCUUGCUAUGUGGGAUGUUUCAGACAUUAGGGAUGAUAUUUCUGAACAAGUGAGGCAUGUUGGAAGGACAGUCAUGGGACAUCCUAGGAAAAAAUUUUUUCCCGAGGAUCAAGAUCAGAAUGAACAUACAAGCUUGUUAUCAUCAUCAUCACAAGAUGCAAUUUCUGUUGCCUCUUCUGUACCACCUUCCCCCGUGGGUCACUAUCAAGGGUUUGGACGUACUUUGACUCCCCAGACUACUCCUACUAUAGCUGAUAUAUCUGAUGAAAUACGUAAUGAUACUACAGAAGAAAGAGAACCUUCAGAUAAACCCGUGGUCUCCUGAACAGUGUGUGAACACACACUGCACUACUGUUACUUCAAUACCUGGUAUCACAUUGCUCAGGAGUUUGUGCUUGGGACAAGCCAUAAAUGAUGGGAAAAUUUCAACACAAAGAUAGGCGGAAGCCAGGUACUACUGGUUUUAUAUAACUACAUUUUGUAUGUCACAAAUAACCAGUCUAAAUAUCCUAGACUUAAGACUCUUAAGAUUUGUUCACAUUAGAGUAUCGCAUACUCAAAUGGUAGAAAAUGACUAUACUAAAAGUUCUUGAUGUUACAUGCUUUAUCAAGAGGAUGGGCAUAAAAAAAUAAUAAUCAAUGCUUCCUACCACUGCUGCAUGAAAAUAAUGCUCUGGAAUUAGCAGAAAGUAUAAUUCAGAAAGUAUAGGAAUUAGUGGAACGUAAUCAUAAUCAUGUGCCAUAUAUUUCUCAACUGGAUGUCUUUCAAUAAAUAAUAAUUUAUCAUUUUCUGCAA